GGCAAAGGAGGGAGCGGCUGGCUGUGCCGCCGCCGCCGCCCGCCGGUACUUGAGCCGGACUCGCGUGCUUUCUAGUUUUUCCUCCUGGGUGUCUCCCCGGGAGGGGGGGCGGGGGAGUCGGAGAAGAUGGCCGAGGCGGGGCUGGGCGCAGCUGGGAUUCAAGCGCCGCCGGGGGACUCCGGAGCCUCGGCGUCGUCGGCGGGGCCGGGAGAGGAGUCGUCGGACAGUGAGGGGGAGCACGAGGGACCCCAGAAACUCAUUCGGAAAGUGUCCACCUCGGGCCAGAUCCGGAGCAAGACCAGUAUAAAGGAGGGUUUACUCUUGAAGCAAACCAGUUCUUUCCAGAGGUGGAAGAAGCGUUACUUUAAACUUCGGGGCCGUACACUUUACUAUGCCAAGGAUUCAAAGUCACUAAUAUUUGAUGAAGUUGACCUGUCUGAUGCCAGCGUUGCUGAAUCAAGCACAAAAAAUGUCAACAAUAGCUUCACGGUAAUCACACCAUUCAGGAGGUUAAUAUUGUGUGCAGAGAACAGAAAAGAGAUGGAGGAUUGGAUCAGCUCUCUGAAGUCUGUACAGUCCCGAGAACAUUAUGAGACUGCACAGUUUAAUGUGGAACAUUUCUCAGGGAUGCAUAACUGGUAUGCCUGCUCCCAUGCUCGUCCCACUUUCUGUAAUGUAUGCAGAGAGAGCCUUUCUGGAGUUACUUCUCAUGGCCUGUCCUGUGAAGUAUGCAAGUUUAAGGCUCAUAAAAGAUGUGCAGUCAGGGCCAUAAACAAUUGCAAAUGGACUACAUUGACUUCAAUUGGAAAAGAUAUUAUAGAAGAUGAAGAUGGUGUUGCUAUGCCUCAUCAGUGGCUAGAAGGAAAUUUGCCAGUCAGUGCCAAAUGUGCAGUUUGUGACAAGACUUGUGGCAGUGUUUUACGCUUGCAAGACUGGAAGUGCCUUUGGUGUAAAACUAUGGUGCACACAGCUUGCAGAGAUCUGUAUCCUCACAAGUGUCCACUUGGCCAAUGUAAAGUCUCCAUUAUUCCACCCACAGCACUGAACAGCAUAGACUCUGAUGGAUUCUGGAAAGCCACGUGCCCACCAACUUGUGCCAGUCCUCUCUUGGUUUUUGUUAACUCAAAGAGCGGAGACAAUCAAGGAGUAAAAUUUCUCCGACGAUUCAAACAGUCACUAAAUCCAGCUCAGGUGUUUGAUUUAAUGAAUGGAGGACCUCAUUUAGGUUUACGAUUAUUUCAGAAGUUUGACAAUUUCCGAAUCCUUGUGUGUGGAGGAGAUGGAAGUGUUGGGUGGGUGUUGUCGGAAAUUGAUAAACUCAGCUUACAUAAACAGUGUCAUUUGGGAGUAUUGCCUCUUGGUACAGGAAAUGACCUUGCCCGUGUCCUUGGAUGGGGAGGGUCAUGUGAUGAUGAUACACAACUUCCUCAAAUUCUGGAAAAAUUAGAACGCGCUAGUACUAAAAUGUUAGACAGGUGGAGUAUAAUGUCAUAUGAAUUGAGAUUACCAUCAAAGCAAUCUAUACUUCCUGUCACACCAGAAGAAGAGACUGAGGAAUGUCAGAUGUCGGUAUAUGAGGAUUCCAUUGCUGCUCAUCUGUCUAAAAUCCUUGACUCUGAUCAACAUUCUGUUGUCAUAUCAUCUGCCAAGAUAUUAUGUGAAACUGUAAAAGGCUUUGUUGCCAAAAUAGGAAAGACCUGUGAAAGACCGGUGGAAAACACAGAAGCUGAUACUUUAGCCAUUAAAUGUUCAGAACUGAAUGAGAAGUUAAACCUGUUGCUUCAGGCUCUUCAUGCUGAAGCCAAGGUAACUCCUGUAUUACCACGGGUCACUCCCCCCAUUGCAGAAGAACCUGAGGAGUCAUCAAGUGAAGAAUCAUUGUCUGAUGUCAGGGAACAAGUGACAGAGAGCAAGACAGUAUCUCCCACACACCAGACCUUCAAGCCAAGGGAGCAGUUAAUGCUCCGAGCAAAUAGUUUAAAGAAAGCCUUAAGACAAAUAAUUGAGCAAGCCGAAAAAGUUGUGGAUGAACAGAAUGCUCAUACAGAACAGCAAAUAAAUCAGUCGCCAGUAGAUUAUAGUAAGGAAUUAGAGGAAUCCAAAGAAGAAAAAGAUGAAGAUGCAAAGGAAUCUGAGUUGCAUCCAAAUGGACAAAGAAGUCGCAUUCCUUCAUAUGCAAGUUCUUUUUCAGCCACAACCUGUACAACCAACAAAGAAAACCUUCCAGUACUAAACACAAGGAUAAUUUGCCCAGGUCUAAGAGCAGGUCUAGCUGCCUCUAUUGCAGGAAGUUCUAUUAUCAGCAAAAUGUUAUUAGCCAACAUUGACCCAUUUGGCGCUACACCUUUUAUUGAUCCUGAUCCAGAAUCACUGGAAGGAUAUUCAGAGAAGUGUGUCAUGAACAAUUAUUUUGGCAUUGGAUUAGAUGCAAAAAUUUCCUUAGAAUUUAACAAUAAACGAGAAGAACAUCCUGAGAAAUGCAGAAGCAGGACAAAGAAUAUGAUGUGGUAUGGUGUGCUUGGUACCAAAGAAUUAUUGCAGCGGACCUACAAAAACUUAGAACAGAAAGUUCAGCUUGAGUGUGAUGGGCAAUACAUCCCCCUCCCAAGUCUUCAGGGCAUAGCUGUUUUGAAUAUCCCAAGCUAUGCUGGUGGAACUAAUUUCUGGGGUGGAACCAAGGAGGAUGAUAUAUUUGGGGCACCAUCAUUUGAUGAUAAGAUUUUGGAGGUUGUCGCAGUCUUUGGCAGCAUGCAGAUGGCAGUUUCACGUGUUAUCAAGCUGCAACAUCAUAGGAUAGCCCAGUGCCGCUCAGUAAAGAUCACCAUACUUGGAGAUGAAGGAGUCCCAGUGCAAGUAGAUGGAGAAGCAUGGAUCCAGCCUCCGGGAAUUAUUAAAAUAGUACAUAAAAACAGAGCACAGAUGUUAACACGAGACAGAGCUUUUGAGAGCACACUGAAGUCGUGGGAAGACAAACAGAAAUGCGAUUCUUGUAAAGCAGUUCUGAGAUCCCCUUUGUACCCUCAGCAGGCUGUGGAACUGGCGACAGAAGAAGAGGCUUUACAAAUCCAAUUGUGCUCUCAGGCUGCAGAAGAACUGAUUACUAGAAUCUGUGAAGCUGCAAAAAUACACAGCCUGUUGGAACAGGAGCUAGCUCAUGCUGUAAAUGCGUGUUCUCAUGCAUUAAACAAAGCCAGUACAAGAUUUCCUGAGAGCCUCACCAGAAGCAUAGCCCUUGAGAUUGCUGUCAAUGUGAAGGCACUGCAUGAUGAAACUGAAUCCUUGUUAACAGGAAGGGUUCCUUUGCAGUUAGAAUCCCCUCAUGAAGAACUGCUGUCAACAGCUUUGAACAGUUUGGAAACUGAAUUAAGGAAACUUUCUGAAAUUCCUUGGCUGUAUUAUGUUCUGCAACUGAAUGAUGAUGAGGAUCUUCCUUUGGAAUAUGCUAAAAGAAACAACAGAAGCACAGUAUUCCGUAUAGUGCCAAAAUUUAAAAAGGAAAAGAUUCAAAAACAGAAGACUAGCCUUCAACCUGUUCAGAAAUGGGGCACAGAUGAAGUUGCUGCUUGGCUGGAUCUACUCAGUUUGGGAGAGUACAAAGAAAUCUUCAUCAGCCAUGACAUCCGAGGCACUGAGCUUUUGCAUCUGGAAAGGCGAGAUCUUAAGGAUCUGGGGAUAACGAAGGUGGGUCAUAUGAAGCGAAUUCUUCAGGGAAUUAAAGAACUUGGGAGGAUCACACCUUUUUCUGAAGUAUAGUGUUACUGCUACCCCUCUUAAAGAAGAAACUACUUAUGCAAAGCGGUGGAGAUAUGCAGCCUUCUGUGCAGGUUACUGCAUGGAUAAGUGCGCUUCAGUAGGUGACAAGUGUAUUGUGUUCGGGCUGUUGUUUAGUAAAAAGAGCCUGAUAUGAGAACUUGAAAAGUUUUCUGUGUCUAAAGAUGCUGUGAAGUAUAUUGUGAAGAGCAGUUCUAGUGUGUAUAUUUGGGUAACGUUCCUUAGGUAGCUUAUGUAUUACCUGAAAAGGGUAAUCAACAUAUGUAUAAUGUUUUUCUCAGGGGAGCAGCAAAUAACUGUAUGAAAUGAUACUAUUGAGUUUCAGAAAUUCCUGAGGUGUAAGCUUACCUGGAAUCUCUUACAUGAUGCUGUAUGGGUUUUCAGGUGACAGUAAUACCACAGGGAUCUCUUGUUCUGUUUCUCUUUCUGGCCAAAAUACAAGGCCGGAGCCAUGGCAUAUAACACAAAGGCUGCAUGGUUUGGCUGCCUCAGCUGUCCUUUUUGAUGCAUGACACAUCUGGUAUUUUACACACUUGAAGAACUUUUAUAUCUGUUUUAAUAAGAUUUAAUUUAUUACUACUCUGUGUCUCAUGUUGCUUGAAGAUUUGUUCUGAUGAUAUAUGUUACCUAAGCAUGUAAUGUACUAUGGAUAUCUCUACCCCACUCUUGCAAGGGAUGUAUACUAAAUAUGAUGAAAAGAUUCUGAGCUCUGGCUUCAAGUUGGCUUCAAAGUAUUUUUUAACAUGCUGGUACCUCAAAAAAUUAUGAGAUGGCUCCAAAGAGAUUAUUGGAAUAUUUCCUUUAAUGCUAUAUAAUAUGCAAUAUUUAUCUCUUAUCACCUCUCUUACAGCAAGUGCUAGUUUACCUCUAAUGUCUGAACCUCAAAACAUAAUACAGUGUGGUGGAAGUGAAGUGGGUAUUUGCUUACUGAGAGACAGCAAUCUAAUUGUGUACAGUAACCUAAAAUUCCUUCAUAUUGAAGAUUUCACAAGGACCAAUUUUGUGACUAUCUGGGCUUGAUUAUGCAAUUUUUAUAAAACUAGUUAAGUUAAAAACAAGAUGAAGUAAGUAACAUCACCACAAAACAUGUCUUUUCUAUAUACAGUAAGCAGAGGCUUCUUUCAAUACAGAAAUGCAUUACCUUCUUCAAAAACCUAUAUUGUCUGAAAAGUGUGCAGAGGCUUUUUAAAUCAGUAAAUGUAUUAAUGUGGACUAGGAAAUCGGCUUAAAAAUGUUUGUUUGAUUUAACUAUAACAUUCCCUUUCUAAAACAUUAUGAAAUGUACUUUUUAAGUACAUUUUAAUUUAGUUUUUAAGGUGUGAUACUGAAGCUUUUAAGCUUUCAAAGGGGAAAUGCCAUAUAAGAGAUCCAGAACUGAUAUGGCUCAUAUGUCUAAAGACCAUGUAGCAGUGAAAGGUUUUCAGAAACAUAAAGUUGUUGGUCAUAUUUGCAUAUAGCAAUAAGCCAAAAUCCAGGAGAAUACUGGCUUAUCAGAAGCAGGAGCAAUUGAGAGAAUACAUAAUGAGCACCUUGUUAGUGAGGGAAAUUCUGGAUUCUCCAGAAUUCUGACUUAUUGUUAUCAAAUGAAUGCAACCGGUAUCUAGUAGAAGGCUAACAACCUUCUUUUAAUAUAUGCCUAUCUUUACCUUCUUGCUUAAGCAGUCAUAAUCAGCAUUCGUAUCUCCAGUGAAUGUAAUCAAUCCAUCAUGACAUCUGCAAAAAAAUGUAAUUAAGGUUAGGCAGUAGAGAUUGCUCUGCAGAUUUAUGGCAGUAAUUUAUCAUUUAGAGUAGGGAAGUGUGUUUUCUUAAGUUAGAUGGACCCCCAUUAAAACAGAACUAAGAGUAUAAGGAUUUUUAAUUGACUGCCUUUGGCAUUGGUACUAACAAUAUAUGAACAGAUUUUUUUAUUUGUUACAUAUGCUUUUAAAUAUAAGAACUUGACACUGGCAUUUCAUACUGAUGAACCGUUGAUUUCAUGAUAGUAUAGCUAUUUAUUGUUUGUAAUUGUGGUGCAAAAUGCAAACACUAAUAAUGUUCUGGUUUUAUGUGGGUAAAUUAAGAACUGUUAAUAUCAUUAAUAUUUUUUAUCAGAUAUGUUGGCAAGUCUUCCCCUACGAAUCCCAAGUCCCAGUCUGAAUCUUUGGGCCCACUGUCUGCACAGGCCUGGAAGGUGGUGUGGCAAUGGCAAGAGCAGGUGUGUGUGUCAGAAAGUUGGUUCCAAAUCACAAGUCAAGUCCCAGUCAUUGAAAAAAACAACAACCACAAGUCGAGCCUGAAUCAAAUCACUGGUGCUUCUUGAGUCAGACUCAAACAGCUCGUUCCCAUCCCUGUUUCUUAUGCAUUAAAGUCCCGUAAGUUAUAAAAGGAACUUGUCUACUUUUCAAAUGAUAGAACUAGUGUUGUCUCAAAUGUGAUGGCAAAACCUAGUGAUGGAUUUGGGAAUUAAAUAUGACGUCUAACAUAUUAACUGAAAAAGUAACGUCUUAUUAAGCAGAUAUCCACAGCUAUGGUGUUGCUGCUCAUUUUUUUGAAUAUACUUUCAUUGGGUUCCUUAUUUUAGGGUAGAUAUGUAGGUGUCCUUUGUAAAAGUAAUCUAGAGUCUUUAAAAACCCCACCAUUUUCAGCAACAGGUUUCUAAUGCCGAAGAUUUUCUAUACUUUUUUAAUGUUGGUUUUUUCCCCCAACAGAUCUAUAGGAGCACUGAUGUGCACACCACCCCAUGAAAAGUUUUUUUUAUCCAUUUUAAAGAAGGGGGAGCUGUAUUCCUGCAAUUAGACAUGUAGAAAAGCAAGCAAAAUAAGUUUAUUGUGUGGCACACAGGCCAUUGCAACAUACA
Molecule: messenger RNA, 6607 nt
Organism: Pogona vitticeps (central bearded dragon)
Lineage: Eukaryota; Metazoa; Chordata; Lepidosauria; Squamata; Agamidae
Gene: DGKH
Product: diacylglycerol kinase eta
Biological process (GO): phospholipase C-activating G protein-coupled receptor signaling pathway
Cellular component (GO): plasma membrane
Molecular function (GO): protein binding; ATP-dependent diacylglycerol kinase activity
Source: RefSeq, a predicted model, not a curated record